Linum tenue is the source of this 744-nucleotide messenger RNA. Lineage: Eukaryota; Viridiplantae; Streptophyta; Magnoliopsida; Malpighiales; Linaceae. The record is from the annotation of a GenBank genome assembly.
UGGUCGUGCAAGUUGCCUGUGAUUUGCCACAACAUUGUCGAGUGGCACCUCCCGGAUAGAUGUGUUCGACAAUAUAAUUGGGCGCAACCGAUUCCUCUCCCACUCCCGGACGUACAUAAGUCACUCCACAAGUACAGCAAGGAUCUGCGGGGUUCAAUAAGUGAUUGGCCAACCAAGCACCAUAGAUGGAUCGAAAUGUGGGAGUCUCGUCAGACGUAUGCAAUUGAUGGGGAGGCAAUGACGAGGCCAAUGGGGUACCAAGAUGAAUACAUGGUUUGGUACCGCAAGUUCACAAAAAGAUGGGUAACCAAACGUGGCGCCGUGAUCGGUUCAUUGGUUGAUGGGUUGGAACUUGCAUCAAUGACGUUGGAGAAUGAACCAGAAGAUGCUGUGCCAGGGGAGAAAAUUUCAUUCUUGAAGAAGCUCUUCAAGAAUCUCUUGUCAUGUUCGCGGGAAAUCCGAAGGGAUGUCAUUGCAUAUCCUCCUGCUCCUGCACCGCCACGUCCUUCCUCCCACGCCAUUGAAAUUGAAUCUCUCCCGCCAUCACCACCAAGGAGGAGUAAACGUCGGCAAGAGCCAGUUAACGUCCCUGUGCAUGUACGAGAAGAUGUUGCACUUCCCCACCCAUACGAGUAUGGAUUCCCUCCCGCCAGAAGGGAAUUCGGAGAGGGAUCAUCAGGUUCUGCUCAAGGAGGGGGAGGAGGAGCCUACUAUUCAUCGUAUGGUCAUCAAUUUCAAACCCCG